Molecule: messenger RNA, 866 nt
Organism: Aegilops tauschii subsp. strangulata
Lineage: Eukaryota; Viridiplantae; Streptophyta; Magnoliopsida; Poales; Poaceae
Source: RefSeq, a predicted model, not a curated record
CAUCGUAUCACCCUAGCCCCCACCCCCACACUCCCCCAGCGCUCUCACUCUCCCCUCGCAGCAGAGCUUGCUCGCAAGAAGCAGAGCAAGAGUGGCCGGCGGCGACAUGAAGCGGACCAGGGCGCAGAACCCCAAGGCCCAGGACCCGGAGCCGCAGGACCCCGCGGCCGCCGGGAGCAACCCCACCCCGAAGCCGCAGCGCCGCGCGAAGCAGCCCCGGCAGCCCAAGGCGGCGACGGCGGGUGGCAAGAAGACCGCCGCGGCUCGCGAGGCCGCUGCGGUGACCGCGACGGCAGCCGCUGCUGCCUCCGUCGCCGCAGCGUCCCCCGCAGCGGAGACGGCGCCGGUCGUCCCCGACGUCUGCGUCGGCGCGGGAGGAGGAGGGGAUGUGGCGUGCGGCCUGCCGGCGGAGUGGGACGAGAUGGACGGGUCGCCGUGGUGGACGUUCGGGGUGGAGGAGGAGAAGCUGCUGGGGUGGUUCCCGUUCGUGGAGGAGGACUUCCUGUCCGUCGGCAGCGGCGUCGGCCCCGCCGCCGCCGAGCCCUUCGACGACGACAUCUGGCGGAUCCACCAGAUCUACGAGAUCCCCAGCUACGCCGCCAAGUGAAGAAGCGACGGACGCAAAAUGCGGGCGGCAUUCCACCACUUGGAGAGAGAAACUACUACUAAUCUAUGAGGUUACCAUCUCAUAGAUUUGUGCUACCAGCAGCAGUAGUGCUUUUGCGGUACAGGAACAGGGGAACGGACUAAUCUAUGAGGUUACCAUCUACUACUAAUCCCAGUUUAGGCGAGUGAGCGAAGCUAGUUUUAACGCCUUGUUAUGCAAGCAAAGAACAAAGAAAAAUUUCGACGGCGAUGCAGUUUCA